UGGUGCUGAUGGGAAGGUGGGUGGUGAGGAGGAGGAUACAGACGAGGCAGAGACCGAGGCACUGGGGCAGUGGCAGGCGCAGGGGACAAUGGCGGGGCUGCUGGGCGUGGCAGGCAGAGAGGCUGGUGCGAGUGCGGUGCUUCAGGGGGGCUCGGGGGAGAGCGAGGGUGCAAUAUGGUGUGAUGCGGAUGACGCAGAGCAUGCAGGGGUGGCGGCUGGGCAAGCAUGUGUGGGCGAGCACGAGGAGGGCGUGCGUGCCAGGGAGGUUGAGAGAGGGGCAGAGGCAGCGCAGGAAGGGAGGAUGGGAGCAGCGGAGAGAGUGGUGGGGUGUGAGGUGGAGGGAGAGGAGAGCGAUGGGCGAGGGGGAGAGGAGGAUAGCAGUCUCGAAGGACAGAGUGGGGGGGCGGGAGGGGAGCAGCAGUGCGAGCAGGGGGGGCAUGAAUGCGCAGAAGAGUGGUGGCAGUAUGGGGAGGGGGAGGGGAGAGGGGGGGUAGAGGAGAAGGUGGCAAUGGGAGGCAGGCAGGAGGCAGGGAGGUGUGUGGUAGAGACGGCUGGGAGGGACGGUGUGGUAGAGGCGAUGGAGGAUGAUGCGUGCAUGGGCUGGGGCGGGCAGGGCAUGUGGGCCGCGCUGGUCGGGGCGCAAAAGGACGAAAAGGACUCGCACACAAGGGAGCACGGCGGGGAAAGGUCGAGGGGUGUUGAGACAGAAUGGGAGGGUGGGGUGCGGGCACGGACGGAGGAGGAAGGGAUGCAUGCAGGAGUGGGCAGGGGAGAGGCGGUUUCAGCCAAGGUAGAGGAGUGGGAGCGAUGGAUGGAGGAGGCAAAGAGAGGUGGCGAUGAGGUAUGGCAGGCAGGGCUGUGCAUGACAGAACUCUGCAGUGAUGCACACGCCACUCUGGCACAGGGCGCAUGCAGCAUGGGCGCACUGGGGCGCGGUGCGCUGCAGGUGGACAAGGGAGGGGCAGGCGUGUGGGUGGAGAGUGGUGUGGGAGAAGGGGGCGCAGGAGCAGAUGGGUGCGGUGAAGGCGGUUGUGUAGCUGUGGGCAAUGGUGUUGGGGUAUGCAGGGGACAGGGGAGCAUGGAGGGUGUGACGCAAGGGCAAGACGAGGAUGCAUUAGGGGUGGAGCAGGGGAGGAGAGAGGGAUUGGAAGGGCUGAAUGAGCGUGCAGCAGGUGAAUUCAAAGCCUUGGAAGGCGGAAUGCAUUUGAGAGUGUUGGAGGGAGCUGGAUUGGUGGUGAUGUGUGAUGAGGAUCCAAGGCGACAUGUAACAGCCGUGAAGGUGGAAAAGGAUGAGGAGGAUGCAAAGUGCGAGAAAGAUGAGGAGGUGGGAUUAGAGGCACAAGUCUAUUGGUGUGCGGAGGCAGAAGUGGCGAGUCAGGAAAAAGUGAGGACGAGCUUUUUGGUGGCAGCGGAAAUGGAUGAGAGUGUGACGAGAAGAGUGUCUGUGGAGGGGCUAAGGGAGGAGUGCGAGGAGGAGGUGGCAAGAAUGCGAGAGGAAAUGAGGAGGAUGGAGGUGGUGGUGGUGAGGGAGGAGAUGGCGAGGCGGAGGCAGGAGGGUGGGGAGAUGCUGAUAAAGGAAGGAAGGGGUGCGAUAGAGGCUGAGCGUGGGAGGCUGCAGGUGGAGAGGGACAGGUUGAGAGCAGAAGAGGAGGGGGAGGAUGCAAGGACGGAAAGGGACUGUUGUGUGAAAUCAACGGAAGACAUGGUGAGGGCGAGGGACGAGGCAGAGAGGAGAGUAGAAGCAUUGCAUAAGCCGUUAUUGAUGGGCACAAGUACGGAGAAUGAAGUGCAGGGGGGGGGGCAGGUCACUAUUGGAGAGAGUGUGGAUGGUGGUGAGAAGAGGGGCAUAGGGGAGGACAUGGCGUGGAGUGAGAUGAUGCAUGUGAUGAAAGAGGUUAGCGGGGCGAGGGGCACACGAGGAGAGGAGAGUGCGGUGCAGGAGAGGGGUGUGGAGGAGAUGGAGAGGAGGUGCCGGGUGGCAGAGGAGGAGAGGGAUGCAGCUAAGAGGCGGAAAGAGGAGGCGGAGGAGGAACUAGCAGUGGCCGUGCGGGAGGGACAAGGCAGUGGCGAGCGAGCAGUGGACGAGGCUGAAGAGGAGAGGAUGCAGGCCGAGCGAGCAAGGGAGGAGGCAGAUCGGCAACGAGACGAGGCAGAGAGGAGAAGAGAGGAGGGAGAGAGGAAAAGAAAGGAGGACGCAAGGAAAAGAGCGGAGGCAGAGAGGGGAAGGCAGGAGGCAGAGAAGAAAAGAGAGGAGGAGGAGAGGAGAAGACAGGAGGCAGAGAGGAGAAGAGAGGAGGCAGAAAGGAGAAGGGAUGAGGCAGAAAGCAGGAUAGAAGCAGAGAGGAAAAAGGAGGCAGAGUGGGAAAAAGAGGAGGCUGAGAGGAGAAGUGAUGAGGCAGAGAGGAGAAGUGAGGAGGCCGAGAGGAGAAGAGAGGAGGUAAAGAGGGAAAAAGAGGAGGCAGAGAGGAGAAAAGAUGAGGCAGAAAGGAGUAGAGAUGAGAAAGAAAGAGUAGAUGCUGAGAGGGAUAAUGUGUGCAGCAGGAGGGAGAAAGCUGCGCACGGAAUGAGAGUGGAGGAGGAAGUGGCAUGCGCGCGAGAGGUGGGUAGGACGUGCAGUGAUGGACCGUCUUUGAAGGAGAUGAGUGGGAGCAGCGAGGUGGGGAAAGGCGCUGCCGUGUAUGCAGAUGGCGUGGGUGUGGCGGGCUUGGGGGAGGAGGUGGCGUGCAGCGAUGGCAAGGGCAUUGGCAGCGAUGGCAAGGGCAUUGGCAGCGAUGUGCAUGCAAGGGCGCAUGCUGGCUGUGCCACUGCUCGCCCUGCUGCACUGCAUGCACGUGAGCGGAACAGCGCACUGGGUGUAGUGCUGGCAGGCAGUUGUGCGCUUGGUGGCAGCAGUAAUGGGCAUGACACCAGCAACGACACCACUGGUGCUGUCAUGGGAGGCGGCCCUGCACGGCACACUACAGCAACCCCCUGUGCCGCCGACACCACUAAUGCCAACACUGCUUCUUCUGCCACUGCUGCCAGUACUUGCUCCCGUUCCGCCCACACCUCGCAUGUCCCUCAUAACUGGCAUGGCUCAUAUGCCCAUGGAUCCCAUGCUUCGCAUUCCUCCCACACAUCCCUUUCAUCCCACGCCUCGCAUGCACCCGCCCCUGGCUCGUGCCACUCCUCUCCACCUUUUGUGCCCGCACAUGCUGCUGAAUUGACCACCACUUGUUCCUGUGCAGCAGAUACCCCUAUCGGACCAGUGGCCACAGUGGCAGCAGAAGUCGUGCAGCCCGAAACAAGCAGCGAAGCGCCUGCAGUCACGGCAUCAACCAAUUCCCACAGCAGCUCGUGCCCCCCCUCUGGUGGUGGGCCUCCACACACCAUGCUCGCCGCUCGUGCCCCCACCCCUGAACUUCUGCUGAGCCGCCAACACCUUCGCAAAAGCCCCCCUGCUUUGGCUGCUGCUACUGACGUGGUGGUACAGAUACGAGCAGGGGAGGUGAGUUGGAGCAGGCAGGUGAGGGAGGUACAGGGGAAGGUGCAGCGAGCUGCAGCGGCAUGGGCACACGUGGAGCGCCGGGCUGGCCUAGUGGAGGAAACUGCUAGGCAGUUGGUGGCAGAGGUUGAGAGAGCAGAGGAGAAGAGGAGAUUGGCAGAGGAGGAGGGCCGAUGA
This is a messenger RNA of Closterium sp. Naga37s-1, 3661 nucleotides long. NCBI's taxonomy places the organism in Eukaryota, Viridiplantae, Streptophyta, Zygnematophyceae, Desmidiales, Closteriaceae. The record is from the annotation of a GenBank genome assembly.